This is a messenger RNA of Guillardia theta CCMP2712, 472 nucleotides long. RefSeq lists its product as hypothetical. The transcript is spliced from 2 exons. NCBI's taxonomy places the organism in Eukaryota, Cryptophyceae, Pyrenomonadales, Geminigeraceae. The record is from RefSeq and is a predicted model, not a curated record. Bases 10 to 354 code for a protein of 114 amino acids.
CAGGAAGAAAUGUUUCCUACAGGCUCUCGUGCUCUGUUGCUUCUUCUGUCUGCGACGACUGCGUGCGAGGCCUUCGUGCAGGUGGGGAAUGUUGGCCUGAGCUUGAGAUCGGCCCGAUCGCCAUGCUCGACCUCUAUCAGCAUGUCUGCGAGCUCGUCGGCUUCCCUUCAUCGCAGGCAGGUUCUUGUUGCCUUGACUGCCAUCACCCCACUGGCGCUUGUCAAGGACGCCAGUGCAGCAGACAAGUCGGAAGGCGGCAAGCCGGCAGGAGAAUCCGAAGGAGCGACGGCGAUGCAGGAGUGCGACAGCAAGCCGAAGCCCAAGGGAGAGGAGAUCUGCGAGGUAGACUACUGAAAGAAGGCUGCAUGUACUUUAGCAGGCAGGUUGUGAGAGAAGUGGAGGAAUUGAACAGAAGGACAAAGGUAUUUGAGAGAAACAGCGGGAGUGGGAAAGUGAACAGAAAGGAACAGAG